Messenger RNA from Ectocarpus sp. CCAP 1310/34, 1230 nucleotides. NCBI's taxonomy places the organism in Eukaryota, Phaeophyceae, Ectocarpales, Ectocarpaceae. The record is from the annotation of a GenBank genome assembly.
AUGCUCGGGCGGGGUGAGCUCCCCAAGGCGAGGUCCAUUCUUAUCAUGGAAAACUUGCACGCGCAGACCACGGACGAGUUCAAGGAGUAUCUUGCGAAGCACUGCAACACUCUCGCCUGGUAUGGCCCUUCGGUGUGCACGGACGAGGUGCAGCCAGUUGAUGCAGGAGCCGGACGAUUUCUCAAGGUGGAAGUCGGGAGGCAGCUGGACAUGUGGCUCGAGCAGUCGGACAACCUCGAGAGGUGGGAAACCGCGUCGCUGACAGCUUCUGAUCGGCGCGUCCUGAUCACUCAGUGGAUGGGAGCGGCCAUGGCAAGACUCAACAGCCAACAGGCGUACCGAUACCGUCUUUUCAAGAAGUGCGGGAUGGCCAUGACCGGGGACGGCUCGGGCGAUGAUCGAAUCACCUUGGAGGGUUUGGACAAGCCGUAUACCUUCGCUGACGAUGAAGACAGUAGCGACGAUGAACAAGGUUCGGAGAACGGCAACGAUGAGCCUGAGGGGCGGGCGGAGGAGGGCGAUGGAGGACGUGAGACGCUCAUGGAGGGCGUUGACUCCAGCGAUGAAGACGACGGCGACAUCUCUCAACCCCAGACCGACGAGCUAGCUCUUCUGGACGACGACGACAGCAUGGACCCACAAGACCCGGAGGAUGAGAUACAGGGAAUGGAGAUCCCGGCAGGCUUUCGUAUUCAAGAAGCUAAACCCGUUGCUCUUGACAGAUUGCUUUUGCGGCGUGGAGUGCUCGUUAGGCUGGGCAUGGGGUGGUUUGGAGGGCUGAUCAAUCAACAAUCUCAGAAGGACAUUCGCCACCUGUACGACUACUGUGUGCAGCUGGAGCUAGACCAGAGUACGCGCAAGAUGAAGUUGCCGUCAGACAAGUACAGCGGAGAUUUGGAUACGGCUGUAGGCUCCUGGGUGUUGCAUGAGAGCAUUAGUAGAUCAGGAAGGGUACGCAGGACCAAGGUCACCCUUGUGGACCAAGAAGGUUGACAGUUGCUGCUCCAUGCCUUGGUAUUUUUUUGUAUCGACAGCAGUACUAGUGUUGCUCAUGGUUGACAGCCGACAAUAUGAUGAUAAAAUACUGUAAGAACAAGAACGCCCCUUUCUGGAGAAGAAUGGACGACGAAAUAUGAACUUGGCAAAUAAGAACUGGUGCUCGGGUUGGGGCAGUCAAUAAGAACCGAGCCUCGCCCAAUAUAGGAAGUUCUUAAGUGCGGGCCGGCACUG